Molecule: messenger RNA, 2604 nt
Organism: Lodderomyces parapsilosis
Lineage: Eukaryota; Fungi; Ascomycota; Pichiomycetes; Serinales; Debaryomycetaceae
Gene: ESC4
Product: Esc4p
Exons: 1
Coding region: 1-2604 (867 amino acids)
Biological process (GO): DNA double-strand break attachment to nuclear envelope; double-strand break repair
Cellular component (GO): nucleus; Cul8-RING ubiquitin ligase complex
Source: RefSeq, a predicted model, not a curated record
AUGUUCCAAGGUUACACAUUUCUCAUCAUCAAGUCCCUUGACUUGGAUGACAAGGAAGCUGCUCAGCUUGAAGCAAUCUUGAACAGACACAAUGCAACCAGAGUUUACUCCAAGGAUGAAUUUGACAACUCAAUCAAUUACUUUGAUCCACCAUCAAUCACACAUAUUAUCACCCAUUCCAUUAACUUUAUCGAGUAUUCACAAGCACAAAAGUCCAUGAUCCCAAUAGUGACCCCAGGAUGGAUUUACGAUUCAGUAGAGCGAAGCAUGAUGUUACCAAUAAAGUCAUACAAUCCCAACCCUAACUACUUUUUCAGAAACUGUUUUGUUUGUUGUGCUGACAAUUUGCCUCAGGGGGAUAAAGAGCUCAUAUAUGCAGCAGUGCAAGCUUUUGGAGGCAACUACUUGGACGUGUUAUCCAAGUACACCACUCAUUUGAUAGCAAUGGAUAUGACGAAUGAAAAAUCAAUAAUUGCAUCUAGUCUCGUUCACGAUUCCAACUGCAAAGACCCUGUUAUGGAUAUCAAGAUUGUCUUGCCUCAUUGGAUAGACCAUUGCUUGGUAAUGGGAAGAAAACUCGAUGAAGAAAGUUAUGUUCUUCCAGAUUCGGAUUCUUUUGAUAUGAACGCUAGUGAUCAAGCGGGUGAGUUGUUGAAUGAAAUCAAAAAUGAUUUCAGUGCACCGAUAUUGAAUGACUCCGUGCCUAGAUCUUCUGACAGCGAAUCGUUCGCAAAAGUUGAUUACUUUCGGGGUAAGCGGUUUUACCUUUGCUCUGACUUUAACCUUUCUCAAAGACUUGCAAACUCAAUCAAAGCAUUGAUCGAGAAACUCGGUGGUGUAAUUGCCACCACCCACAAAGAGGAUAUUGAUAUCUAUCUUGGAAAAUAUCGCAGUGGUGAAGCUUACCAAAAGAGUCGUCAAAACAAACGCAUCAUCAUUGCAAAUUUGCAGUGGUUAUAUUCCAUUAUUGUUACAAAGAAAUGGGUGUUGCCAUUAAACUCAAACAUCCUCUACUACCCGAUCCCAUCCAAACAUAUUGACGAAUUUAAAAACUUGAAAAUCUCCAUUUCCAACUAUAGUGGUGACUCGAGAGCAUACUUGUCGAAAUUGAUAACUUUGAUGGGUGCAACAUUCACCAAAACAUUGACUAGAGAUAAUGAUUUUCUUGUUUGCGCCAAACCUGAAGGUAAGAAAUAUGAUGCAGCUACGUCGAAAUGGAUUGGUAUGGAUGGUAAACCAGAGGUUAAAAUAGUGAAUCACAUGUGGUUGGAAGAUUGUUUUGUUCAAUGGAUGAAACUUGAUCAUACCGAUGCCAAGUAUACAAACUUUGGCAACCUGGACUUGGGGAUGGAACCACUAGUUGGUGGAGCACAUUUGAAUAGUGAUCAUUUGGACGAACCCGAUGCAGACAAUGCAAAUGUCACUAGCAAUGUUGAUGAUAGUAUGAGCGAGGAUGAAAGUACACAAUCAAGAAAAUUGAUUCAUCCGGCACCAUUAUCCACCGCCAAGAGAGAAGUCACAUCUAGCGGUGAUUUGAUAAAGUUUGCACAGAAACCAGCCGAGGCAGAGAACGACGACGACGAUGCGAUGAGUAUAAACUCGCCACCUAAUGGCACCCCUAGUAAGUCUGACAUCAGUGCCGAAAUCAAUUCACCCAAAACACCCAAUGAUUUUGAUGAGCCUGGUGUUUUCAACUCCCGCUAUGGAGGAAGAUCAGCGGCCAAAAAAGCAGCGGCAAAAUUGCAUGACAACAUGAGUGACUUAAAUGCCUAUUUGAAAAUGUCCAAAAGCAGCAAAAAGAUGGAGAGUUACAUGAAUGAGUUAGAAAAUACAAUACAUUCUAAACGGAAACAUUUGCAGGGAACUAAUGACUCCAAAGCUGACGUUGAUAGCUCCGAUUUGAAACGCCCACGCACAGAUGAAUGUAGCAUUAUCGCCAUCAUGACCGGUUGUGAACAAGAUAUCGAAUUAUCCAAGAGCGAUUACACCAAAUUACAAUCAAUUGGUAUAAAAGUAAUCACUGAUUUGUCAAAGUACACUCCCAAUACAUUAAUUGCACCCAAAAUUCUACGAACUGAGAAAUUUUUGAGAAGCUUGAGUAAAGUUGAUCGUAUUGUUCAUCCUUCAUUCAUUAUCGAUGUGUUGGCAAAUGCUGAGAAUAACGGCGACGUUUUAAGCUUGUAUCGAAUUGAUGACUAUGCCUUGGAUAAAGUGAAUCCCUUGGCAAAUGCAGACUUGGGUGUCGAAAAUUUACAACUGUUGUUGCUGAAAAAUGACACUCGUGGGAAUCUUUUGCAAGGAAUCAGCUUGAAUCUUAGUAAAAACUUGAAUGGGGGGAUUGAUGUCAUUUCGAGAAUUUUGCAAGAUCAUGGACUUAAAGAGUUUGAGGAAGUGCCAGCUACAAUUACAAAAAAGACUCCAAUUUGUAGCUGCAGUUACAAUGGCAAGAAAGUGUCUAUAUUGAUCGCCAAUAAGACUAAAGACCUAAAACUUAUCACUAGUUUCAAAAGGAACCACACCAACGCAAUGGUUCUUAGUUGGGACUGGUGUGUGAAAUCGAUUUUUGCCAUGAAGUUACAAAAGUUUGACGAGUUCGAAUUGUAA